Gastrolobium bilobum is the source of this 2363-nucleotide messenger RNA. Its product is annotated as putative pentatricopeptide repeat-containing protein At1g12700, mitochondrial. Gene Ontology annotation, molecular function: protein binding. The coding region runs from base 136 to 2316 and encodes 726 amino acids. Lineage: Eukaryota; Viridiplantae; Streptophyta; Magnoliopsida; Fabales; Fabaceae. The transcript has a single exon. The record is from RefSeq and is a predicted model, not a curated record.
UGUUUUGCUCGCUUUUGUCACUCGAUACAUGUUUGAUGACAACACGCUCCUCAGGUCAGAUUUCAAAUUUCACUUGUAUUUAUCAGUCUCUUUGAUUUUCAUUCCUUCUCCGUGAACAUUAUCCUUUGGAAAUUCAUGUUUGGUUCUAUGGCAAUAAAGCUCCCAUCUUCAGCAUAUUCUAGUCGAUUCCUCAAAUGGGUUUAUCUCUCUUCAAGCAGUAUUGAAGAAAUUUCAGAAACCAUUGGAAUUGUGAAGCCCAAGGGUUCAUCUGAAUUCGACCAAAAUAUUAAUUUUUUGAGGAAUAAGCUUGCACCAGAUAACUUAAUCCGGGUUUUGGACCGCACCAGCGAUUUGAACUCAGCAGUGAAGAUAUUCAAAUGGGCUUCUAUUCAGAAGAGUUUCCACCACACCUCCAAUACAUAUUCUGAGAUCAUUUUGAAACUGGGUAUGGCUGGGAAUGUUCUGGAGAUGGGGGAUUUUUGUCAAAACAUGGUGAAGGAUAGAUGCCCAGGUGCUGAAGAAGCUCUUGUAGCAUUGGUUCACACAUUUGUUAGGCAUUGUAGGAUUAAAGAAGCGAUUGCUGUUUUAGUAAACAUGAAUUUGGGUGGUUUUAAGCCCCCCAUUGAAGUUUUUGAUGUUUUAUUGUCUUCUAUUGUGGAAGAAGAAAGUAAGGAUUUUCAAAGUGCCUUGUUUGUUUAUAAAGAGAUGGUUAAGGCAGGAAUCCCACCCACAGUCCACACUUUGAAUUAUUUGUUGGAAGUAUUGUUCAGUACCAAUCGGGUUGACUUGGCUUUGGAUCAAUUUAGAAGAAUGAACAAUAAAGGAUGUAGUCCAAAUAGUAAGACCUUUGAGAUUCUUGUAAAAGGUCUCAUUGAAAAUGGUCGAGUGGAUGAAGCUGUUAGUGUUUUAGAGCAAAUGCACAAACUCAAAUGUCAACCAGAUUUGAGUUUUUAUACCUGCACCAUUCCUCUCUUUUGCAGGGAAAAUAAAGUAGAGGAGGGAGUAAGGUUGUUUAAAAUGAUGAAAGAUUCUGAUUUUGUGCCAGAUUCUUUCAUUUAUGGGGUUCUAGUGCAGUGCUUGUGCAAAAACUUACAGUUGGAUUCUGCUGUAUGCCUCAUGAAUGAGAUGAUAGAAAGUGGUAUACCACCAAAACAUAAUGUUUUUGUUGAUAUGAUAAAUUGCUUUUGUGCAUUAGGGAAAAUUGAUGAGGCUAUAAUAUAUUUAGAAGAUAAAAAAGUUCAUGAAACUGCUCCUUUCAAUGCGUUGCUUGAAGGUUGCUGCAAUGCUGGUAAAAUUUUGGUAGCAAAUGUUCUGCUGGAGACAAUGUCUGAGAGAAACAUAGCCAAUUGUCAAUCUUGGAAUAUUCUCAUUAGAUGGCUUUGUGAGAAUAAAGAGACCAAGAAAGCAUAUAUACUUCUUGGCAGGAUGAUCAAAUCCUCAGUUAUUCCUGACGAUGCAACUUAUUCUGCUCUUGUUAUUGGAAACUGUAGAUUGAGCAAGUAUGAAGAAGCAACGGAGUUAUUUCAUCAAAUUUGUCUCAGAGGAUGGCUUUUAGAUUUUGUCUCUUAUUCUGAACUAGUUGGUGGCCUCUGUGACAUCCAACAUUCUCAAUAUGCCAUUGAAGUGUUUUACUAUAUGUCAAUGGAGAGAUGCUCUCUUCAUUCCUUCUCCUUCUUCAAGUUGAUAAAAUGUGUAUGUGACUCAGGACAGGUCAACAAAGCCAUAAGACUAUGGCAAUUAGCUUAUUAUUGUGGUAUUUCUUGCUGUAUUGCCUCACAAACUACUAUCAUGCGUGAGUUAUCUAAAUCACGGAAGACAAAAGAUCUGUUAGUAUUCCUCUCACAAAUGUUGGUAGUGGGCAGCAAUCUUGACAUGGAAGCAUAUUGUAUCCUCAUUCAUAGCAUGAGUAAAGAAAAUCAAGUAAAGGAAUGUGUUUUAUUUUUCACUAAGAUGGUCAAUGAAGGUCUUAUACCUGAUCCAGACAGACUAUUUGAUCAACUGUCAUUCAUCGCCAAUAAUUCUCAGUUAUCUAUGAUUUCUAGUGCAAUUAAUAAAAUUUCUGAUACUGGAAUUUUGAAUUCAGCAAUAUAUGGCUUACUGAUAACAGGCCUGUGGAAAGAGGGUAAGGAACACGAGGCACGUAGAUUACUGGAUUUGAUGUUAGAAAAGGGUUGGCUUCCUGAUGCAACUACUCAUAAAUUGUUGAUUGGAUCUGAUGUUAGAGAAGGAAGGAGUCAAGCUACAUUUUUGUUUGAUAAUUCUACCUCACAAGAUUCUGUUAGCAAUAUACUAGCAGAAGGCCUUGGAGAUACAUGAAACUUCAGCAUUCCAUGUCCAUGAAAGAAUCUUGAUUUCUUAACAAA